Molecule: messenger RNA, 3645 nt
Organism: Lodderomyces beijingensis
Lineage: Eukaryota; Fungi; Ascomycota; Pichiomycetes; Serinales; Debaryomycetaceae
Source: the annotation of a GenBank genome assembly
AUGCACAUCAAAAAGAUAGUGAUUCAGGGGUUCAAAACGUACAAGAACCUCACCGCCAUCGAAUUCUUGAGUCCGCACUGUAAUGUCGUCGUUGGAAGAAACGGAUCGGGAAAAUCAAACUUCUUUGCAGCCAUUCGGUUCGUCUUGAGCGAUGCUUACACCCACAUGACGAGAGAAGAACGACAAGCGUUGAUCCACGAUGGCUCGGGAACAAUCAUGUCCGCAUAUGUCGAAGUGAUAUUUGACAACUCCGACGGCAGGUUCCCCUUGGGUAACCCCGAGAUUUCCAUCAGACGUACCAUUGGGCUCAAAAAGGAUGAUUACUCACUAGAUGGGAAAUCUGCUACACGGUCAGACGUGAUGCAUCUUUUGGAAAGUGCCGGGUUUUCUCGGUCCAACCCAUACUACAUUGUGCCGCAGGGGAGAAUCACCAGUCUCACCAAUUCCAAGGACCAUGAGCGGUUGGCGUUGUUGAAAGAGGUCAGCGGCGCCACCGUGUUUGAAAACAAGUUGAAAGAAUCCAUGCGGGAAAUGGCUCAAUCAAACCUCAAACGACAACGGAUUGACGAAGCGUUGGCUAGCAUCCAGGAGAGGAUCAGCGACUUGCAAAUUGAAAGUGCCGAUUUGAAAGAUUUUCAAAGCUUGGAGAGACUGAAGAAGAUUUUGGAGUACAACAUUUUCAAUCGCGAAAUCAACGAGUUGACCGAGUCGAUUGAGGACUUGGAGCUGAGACAUCGUGAGAUUAUGAGCGAGUCGCAAAACGACUUGAACACCAUGGAAAAGAGGGAGUCGUUGUGCAUCAACCUUCAAAACUCGAUAAAAGAGUUGAACAUGAACAUGAACGUGGUGGAAAUCGAAAAAGACGAGGCUGAUUUAGAACUCAACCGGUUGUUGAAACUCGCGGCAGACAAAGAAAUCAAGUUGAAUGAAAUGCGCGAAACGGUGGAAUCUUCAAACGAAAAGUUGGACCUUCUUGCAAGAGAAAUCGCAGAGAAUCGGAAAGAACAGGAAACCGCCAACAAGCGCAUCACUGAGAGUAAGCCUCGAUUGGCUAUUUUGCAAGAGGAGGAAAAUAAGCUCAAGCUGCGGUUACUGGAUUUGACCGCUGAGCAAAGAGCGUUGUAUUCAAAACAAUAUAGAUCUGAGAAAUACGACACCAAGGAGCAGCGUGACUCGUGGCUAACCAAGGAAAUCUCAAAGUUGAAAAAAGCUUUGAAACUGAAGGACCAAGAGGCGCAGCAGUUGAAGCUAGAACUUGUAACAAAUGAAAGUCUGGAAAAGAAAUUGUCCGCCAGAAUUGCAGAAGUUGAAAAAUUUUUAGAGGAUAAAGACCAUUCUAACCAAAUUUCAGAACUUAAAGCUAGUAACCAGGAAUUGAAAAGCAAAAUCAGCGCGUGCUUAGACACUCGGAAGGAGUUAUGGAGAGACGAGGUUAAGUUAAAGAGCAUGUGCGACUCGUUGACCAACGACCUUAAUAAUGCGACAAACUUGGUGAAUCAAACCAUGAGCCGCGACCAAUCGCGCGGAAUCGCGUCGGUGAGUCAAAUUGCCAAAAAAUUGAAGCUCGAGGAUAACGUUUAUGGAACUGUUGCUGAGUUGUUUCACAUCAACGACAAGUAUAAAACGGCAGCGGAGGUUAUUGCUGGAAACGCGCUUUUCCACGUUGUUGUUGACACUGAUGCCACUGCCGCAUUGCUUAUUGAGGAAUUGAACAGAAGCCAGUCAGGGAGAGUUACAUUUAUCCCGUUGAACAGAACGGAGUUGGUGGUGACCGAGUACCCGGACUCUCUGGAGUACCAGUGCAUUCCCUUGAUUUCCAAAAUCAGAUAUAGUGACGAAAAUGUCGAAAAGGCUAUGCGCCAGAUUUUUGGAAAAGCGUUGGUGGUGAAGGACUUGUACAAAGGUGCCGAGAUAGCAAGGAAGUUCAAAUUGACGGGGAUAACGUUGGAUGGUGACCGGGUCGAUGUUAAAGGUGUGAUAUCUGGUGGUUAUCGGGACUACAAGAACUCGCGUAUCGACGCGUUAAAGUUCCAGAGCAAGACGAGAAUGGAAUCGGCCCAAAAGGAAGCAGAACUUUUGGAGACUGGCCAAAAAUUAGCCGACGUGAACCAGCAAAUCAUGUCUUUGAACAACGAAUUGCAACUCAACCUCCGUGACUUGGAUAAAUUGGCUGGUUCUAGAGAGCCUUUCAAGAUAGAGUUGUCGCAAUUGAGCUCGAAAAAGUUGAAUAUUGAUGAAGUGAUUUCCUCGUUGAAAUUGAACUUGGAGUCGGUGGAGUCUGCCAAGAACUUGAUCGCGUCCAACUUGAAACACCACGAGCAAGAGCUCAACUCUGAGUUUGCAAAGUCGUUGAGCGACGACGAGCACGAAAAGCUCACCUCCUUGAAUACCGAGAUUGCCAGUUUGGAAAGCAUGUUGGACGAAGUAGUUGCAGAGUCCUCGGUGCUUCAGGCAACCACAAAUGAAUUGUUGAGCGUGAUGGAGAAUUUAAAACAAGCGGAAAGCUCCUUUUUGCAGCUGCGAAAUUCUUUAGGCGACAGAGAAGGCAACAUGCAAGAAUUGGAAGAGUUGGCCCACGAGUUUGCAAAUGUUCAAUCAAAAUUGGAAUCGGCACGAGCUUGUAGUGAGGAAUCGAGCGAAAUACAUAAAAAGAUUAGUGACGAAAUUGCCCGGAGCGAAGAAAGUUUGAAGAAAUCGAACCAGCAACAAGUUGAGACAUUAAAGAGCUAUGAGAAUUACAGUAAAUACAGCGCCAAGUUGUUGAACCAAAAGCUGAUCAAAGAGCAGAUUAAAGAGGAAGUGAAUAAAAAGAUACGGGACUUGGGGGUUUUACCUGAAGAAGCGUUCAACACGGAACUUUACCAGGACCAGACUUUGGACAGGUUGAUCAAGCAGUUGAAGGAGGUGAAUGAGAAUUUGGUCAAGUAUUCCCAUAUCAACAAAAAGGCCAUGGAGCAGUAUAACCAGUUUACAAAACAGCAAGAGGAGUUGAUUUCAAGAAAGGAGGACUUGGAUGUCUCAAAGCGGUCAAUCGAAGAUCUAAUCAGCAAUUUGCAGCAGCAGAAGAAGGAUGCAAUCAUGGCAAGUUUCCAACAAGUGGCAAGGGCAUUUCAUGAGAUAUUUGAGAAAUUAGUGCCUCAGGGAGUGGGCCAUUUAACUCUUCAAAGGAAAACCGCCGCCAACACCCAAACGCAGACGCAAACGCAGGACUCGCAGCUUGAUGAAACUGGCGAUGAUACAACUGAAGGCGAGGACACCAUUGACAAUUACACGGGUGUAGCAAUUUCUGUUUCUUUCAAUUCCAGAGACGAUGAACAGCAGAAGAUUGAACAGUUGUCAGGUGGGCAGAAAUCACUUUGCGCAAUUGCCUUGAUCUUUGCCAUACAGAGCUGUGACCCAGCACCGUUUUACUUGUUUGAUGAGAUUGAUAGCAAUUUGGAUACUCAGUAUCGUACCUCGGUGGCUUCAUUGAUUAAAAGCUUGAGUAGCGAGGCUCAGUUUAUCUGCACUACAUUUCGACCAGAGUUGUUGUCGUUGGCUGCUGAUACAUUCUAUGGAGUUGUCUUUACGAAUAAAGUGAGCAACAUCAUUGAGAUUGACAAAGAAGAAGCGAUGAACUUUGUCGAGGGACAAGCUCAAAGUUGA